CUCUCUUACCUUUUUCAUCCAAUUCCCCAUUGACCCAAAACAAAUUCCUAAACCAAAAAAGGAAAGCAGAGAACACCAGAAAAACAGAAUCCCCCUCCCUCCCUCCAUUUGCACACCUAUGUUUCUUCACUUCCAACAAAUCUGAAACCAUCUCCAAAAUUAAAGACCAAAAACCGCCAUGACCGAUCACCACCAGCGGUUCGGCCAGCUACGGUCCACAUCUGAGAUCCUGAAAAAGUCCGCCGUGCAUUUCACCGCUCACCCUUUCACAUUCCUCUUCCUUUCUUUCCUCCUCCUCUCUUUCCGUUCCUUGGUUGAAUCCGGUUCCCUUCUCCUCAAUUCAUUCAUCGACCGGGACCCUUCUUUCAAAUCCCUCCUUUCUCGCCUCGACCUCCAUCAUUCUCAUCCCCACGCGCGUCUCCACCCUGCUCGUCGCCAAACGCGCCGUCCUUUCCUCCACCUCACGCGCGUCGGCACUCUCGACGAUGGUUUCUUUUCGUCCGACGAUGAUCACCGCGACCGCUCCCUCUUCGGCUCUUUCCCCAAACGCCCCCUCAAUGGCACCCCCGUCAUUCUUUCCAACUUCGGUACUAAAUUGGGGUUUUCGCACUUCGUGGCGGAUAACGGGAUUCUGCUACCGGAAAUUGUUCGUUACGGAGUCAAGUUCAAAACAACGACGUUUGACUACGAAAACAAUGAAGGGGAGCAGCAGGAAGAAAGGAUUGUGGAUUUUCAGUUCGUUUAUAAAGGACUGGAGUUGGGACGCCGUGACGCGGCGGCGCUUUUCUUUCUCGUCAGCUUCUUAUCGGCGGCGUAUGGAUGGGUGAUUUUAGGGUUUACCACUAUUUACUCUUUGGUGUCGGGUGUUCUUUUUGUUACAACCGUUAAUGACUUGAUUGGACGAUUUGUGUCCUUUUUUGGGGCUUUUUGGGAUGGGUCGAAAAUAGGUUUGAAAAGACUCACUGGAUUCGUUUUAAUUAAAUGGGCAGUAAGAGACGCGGUGACUCAGCUUCUUGGAUUCUGGUAUUUCGGAGAAAUUGAGGAUCACUACUCCUUUUUUAAGCUCUUUGUUAGGUUAAAGUUGAUGCCUUUUUCGGUUACGUCUCCAUGGAUUAGGGGUUAUGAGAAGGAGAUUUCAGGGUUUUUGUUUACAUGGUUUCUGGUUGAUACUUUAGUUUCAUUUGCAUUCUCAUUAGCUGCUUGGAUUGCCAUCGUGGAUUCUAGAAGAACCGGGAGGGAAAUUAUAACAGAAGGUUGUUAUUUGAUGUCAACACUGUUGAACCAAGCAAUUCAGAUUAAGUGUUACGAAGCUAUCUCAGGUGGGUCUUUAGCAAGAUGGGUUUUGACUCAUAUAGGUGGGGAAUUUUUCGCUAUGGUUAUUCAGGCAGCUUUGGAGGUAUAUUUCAUGGUGGCUUGGUUGAUAUUUUACUUUGUGGUGAGGUGUAGGGAGGCUAAUGCAGAGGGUAGGAGGUAUGGGAGGAGAGAAUUGGAGGCUUUGAUUGAUGGACUUAGAUGAUACUCAAGUGGGAAAGAAAUGGUUAUUCUUGCUGCUAGAAUUUUCAAUUGUCACACUGAAGAUAGCGGCAACAUUUUCGAACGGUUUUGACUCUCCCUGUUUUGCAGUGCUAGUGAUGCAAUACCACCAUUGUUUUGUGAAAGAACUUGCCAAUGCUUUGCAUGUACUUUUAUCAUGAAGCAAUAUAUUACUUGUGUAUACUUCCACCACAUUGCUUCUUUGUGUAUAUUCUGUUGCAAUCAAUUGUUAUUACUGCCUUGCAGUACUUGUUCCUUGCUGGUAUCAAUGAGAAUGGUAAUCUUUUCUCA
Gossypium raimondii (Peruvian cotton) is the source of this 1824-nucleotide messenger RNA. RefSeq lists its product as uncharacterized. The transcript has a single exon. The record is from RefSeq and is a predicted model, not a curated record. NCBI's taxonomy places the organism in Eukaryota, Viridiplantae, Streptophyta, Magnoliopsida, Malvales, Malvaceae. Bases 179 to 1516 code for a protein of 445 amino acids.